AUGGAGGAGCUACACAGAUCACUCCAAGCUAAAAUCAAAGUGAUCGAUAACCUGCAGGCAGAGUUAUCAUCUCUUCAGUCGCUUUCUGCUGAAAUGACCAAGCUCCAGGCUGAGAAUGCAAAUUUAACGCGAGAGGUCUCAAACAUGAAACCCGAGCUUACUCGGCUCCGCUCACAAAAUAGCUCUUACCAAUCCGUUCUCUCCGAAAAGCUUUCCUUAGAGCGUCAGUUGAGCACCCUUGAAGUCGAACUUCGCGCUGAAAAGCGCAUAUCAGAAAAGGGACGGAAAUCGAAUGUCGCUGAGAAGGACGACACCAGCCUUGAGGGUGCCGACGUGACCGUUGAAAGCGAAACACAAAUUGGCAAAGACUCAAAACAAGCUCCUCAACCAGAUACAGGAAAGCCAGUUUCCGCAGCAUCGAAAAAACAAGUCAAAUCCAAGGACCAAAGUUCUGGCCUGUCUCCUGUCCGCCGCCAGAAGCCCAAAGCCUCAAAGGAAGCAUCAGAGAACCCUCCCCGCCGACAGAAUUUCGGAAUGGACGCCGCGAUAGGUACUCCCGGACCCAACCAAAUGUCCAAGUUGCCAACAAAAAUAUCUGCAGCCCCUGGUGACAAAUCGAUCUUCUCUAUUACUCCAUUUCUCAACCGUCAGAGCAAUGACUUCGAGACGCAUUUCACAUCUAGUGAAAGCGAAGACGAUGGCCUCUCAUUUGCAGAACCGGUGGCAUCACGCACUAAAGUGAGUGGCUUGUCUAUACGUGAGAAUGGCGUCUCUAACACCAUCCCUCGCAAGUCGAUUGUCCAACCACAACAAAAGGCCGCCAAGCCCAGUAUAGAUACGAAAUCUACAAACAUUGCAGCUCCGCGUGUUGCAAAGCGUACUCAGAAACAGAAGGAAGCCAAGGAAUUGUCAUCAGACGAUGAGGAACGCCAGGAUCCUACCAAAAAACGACGUAUAAUUCGGACCAUGUCUGAGAAGCCGCUUUUUGAUGGGAAUCCUGGGGUCAUGCGCACUCUGUCAAAGCAAAAGCCGCUUUUAAAAGACCAGAGCGGUAUUUUGGCAGAUGCAGACGGGAAACAUUUUGAAAAUGAUCGUCGCAACCGCCGACUUGGCUCGAAUCGAGCCUUGGAUAUUCCUUUGUUUUCUCCCUUAAAACGUAACAUGAGGGGCUAG
Messenger RNA from Arthroderma uncinatum, 1173 nucleotides. RefSeq lists its product as uncharacterized. Bases 1 to 1173 code for a protein of 390 amino acids. Lineage: Eukaryota; Fungi; Ascomycota; Eurotiomycetes; Onygenales; Arthrodermataceae. The transcript is spliced from 2 exons. The record is from RefSeq and is a predicted model, not a curated record.